GGCGGCGGCGGCAGCGGCAGCGGCAGCAGCAGCAGCUCGUCCGAGUCAGCUCUAAAGGAAGGUGGGAACGCCGAGGUCUUAUCCUCCUCCUCUUCCUCCUCCUCCUCCUCUUCGUCUGCCCGGGCCAUGGAGACGGGGCUGCUCCCCAACCACAAACUGAAAAACGUUGGCGAUUCCCCCGCUGCACCUCCCCACCACCAGCAGCACCACCAUCAUGCCCACCACCACCACCACCACCACCAUCCUCACCAUCUCCUCCACCACCAUCAUGCACUACAGCAACAGCUAAAUCAAUUCCAGCAGCAGCAGCAACAACAUCCAAUUUCUAACAACAACAACAGCCUCGUCGUCGUCGGCAGCGGCGGCAGCAACAACGGAGCGGGGGGCAGCGGCGCUGCUGCUGGUGCUGCUGCUGCUGCUGCUGCUGGUGCUUCUGCUCAGCCCAGUCCUGACAUGGAGCCCCAGCAACAUGGAGGAGGCAAAGACGGUGUUUUGGGAAAUCAGGCCGAGACCCAAGCGCAGCAGUUGCUGAGCAAGUCAGGCGAGGAAGAAGAGCUCCCGAAUAAAAUGGGGGAGCAGAUGGGCGGCCGGUACGAGCACCCCAGCCUGGGAGCUUUGGGCGCGCAGCAGCAGCAGCAGCAACAGCAGCAGCAGCAGCAACAGCAACAGCAGCAGCAGCAGCAACAGCAACAGCAGCAGCAGCAGCCGCCCCAAAGCACCGGGAACGGCGGCAGCAGCGGCGGCGGCGGCGGCGGCGGCGGCGGCGGCAAUGGUAGCCUCGGCAGCGGUGGCAGCAGCGGUGGCGGCCCCUCCGCGGCGGUGGGGGUCUCGGAGUUUAAUAAUUACUAUGGCAGCGCUCCCCCUGCGAGCGGCGGCACAGGCAGCCGAGCCGGGCCUUGCUUUGAUCAACAUGGCGGACAACAAAGCCCCGGGAUGGGGAUGAUGCACCCGGCCGCCGCCGCCACAGGGCCCCCCAACAGCAUGGACCCCUUGCAAAACUCCCACGAAGGCUACCCCAACAGCCAGUACAACCAUUAUGCCGGUUACGGCCGGGCCGGCGCGGGAGGCGGAGGAGGAGGCGGUGGCAGUGGCGGCGGCGGUGCUGGAGGAGGAGGAGGAGGAGGAGGAGGAGGAGGUAGUGGAGUAGGAGGAGGAGGAGGAGGAGCAGGAGCGGGAGCAGGAGCAGUGGCGGCGGCGGCGGCCGCAGCGGCGGCAGCAGCAGCAGCAGCGGGAGGCGGCGGCGGCGGCGGCGGCUAUGGGGGCUCGUCCUCGGGCUACGGGGUGCUGAGCUCCCCCCGGCAGCAGGGCAGCAACAUGAUGAUGGGCCCUGGAGGAGGCGGCGGCGGCGGAGGAGGCGGCGGCGGCGGCGGCGGAGGAGGAGGCGGCGGCGGAGCUACUAGCCUGGGCAAGGCUGCCGCUGCUGCCAGCUCUGCCGCGGGAGGUUUUCAGCGCUUUGCCGGGCAGAACCAGCACCCUUCGGGGGCCACGCCGACCCUCAAUCAGCUGCUGACUUCCCCAAGCCCUAUGAUGAGGAGCUACGGCAGCAGUUACCCCGAUUACAGCGGCAACCCUAAUGCCCCAGGCCAGCAGCAGUCCCAGGCGCCGGGAGCGGCGGGGGCAGCUCCAGGAAGCCAGCAGGCAGCAGCGGGCAUGGGCAUGGGCAAAGAUCUGGGCUCCCAGUAUGGAACUGCAAACCCCGGCUGGGCAGCGGCACAACAAAGAAAUCAUCCAGCUAUGAGCCCUGGAAACACUGGACAGACCAUUAACAGAUCCCAGGGCAGUCCAAUGGAUCCAAUGGUAAUGAAGAGACCUCAGUUGUAUGGAAUGGGCAAUAACCCUCAUUCCCAGCCUCAGCAAAGCAGUCCAUACCCAGGGGGGUCAUAUGGUCCCCCUGGGCCACAGCGUUAUCCAAUUGGAAUCCAGGGACGGACCCCAGGUGCCAUGGGAGGAAUGCAAUAUCCACAACAACAGAUGCCGCCUCAGUAUGGUCAGCAAGGUGUGAGUGGUUACUGCCAACAGGGCCAACAACCAUAUUACAACCAGCAACCUCAGCACCUCCCACCCCAGGCACAAUAUCUGUCAACACAGUCCCAGCAGAGGUACCAAACACAGCAGGACAUGUCUCAGGAAGGCUAUGGAACUAGAUCUCAACCUCCUAUGGCACCAGGAAAGCCUAACCAUGAAGACCUGAGCCUAAUACAGCAAGAAAGACCAUCAAGUUUACCAGACUUAUCUGGCUCAAUUGAUGACCUGCCCACAGGAACAGAAGCAACAUUGAGUUCAGCAGUGAGUGCAUCAGGCUCUACUAGCAGCCAAGGGGAUCAGAGCAACCCUGCACAGUCACCCUUCUCUCCUCAUGCUUCCCCCCAUCUUUCCAGUAUACCAGGGGGCCCAUCACCCUCCCCUGUGGGCUCUCCUGUCGGGAGCAACCAGUCAAGAUCGGGCCCAAUUUCUCCUGCGAGUAUUCCAGAACUUGCAGUUGGGUUCCUUUAUGAAUCUACUGAUGGCUGCCAAUGCCUAGGCAGUCAGAUGCCACCUCAGCCUCCUGGUAGCCAAUCUGAAUCCAGUUCCCAUCCAGCCUUGAGCCAGUCACCAAUGCCACAGGAACGAGGUUUUAUGACAGGCACACAAAGGAACCCUCAGAUGUCUCAAUAUGGGCCUCAACAAACUGGACCAUCCAUGUCACCUCAUCCUUCCCCUGGAGGACAGAUACAUCCUGGAAUCAGUAGCUUUCAACAGAGUAACUCUAGUGGGGCUUAUGGUCCUCAGAUGAGCCAAUAUGGACCACAAGGUAACUACUCGAGACCUCCAACAUAUAGUGGAGUGCCCAGUGCAAGCUACAGUGGCCCAGGGCCUGGCAUGGGCAUCAAUGCCAAUAACCAGAUGCAUGGACAAGGGCCAAGCCAGCCAUGUGGGACCAUGCCCCUGGGACGGAUGCCAUCAACGGGGAUGCAGAGCAGGCCAUUUCCUGGAAACAUGAGCAGUAUGACACCCAAUUCUCCUGGCAUGGCUCAGCAAGGAGGGCCCGGAAUGGGCCCCCCAAUGCCAACUGUGAAUCGUAAGGCACAGGAGGCCGCAGCUGCAGUCAUGCAAGCUGCUGCAAACUCAGCUCAAAGCAGGCCACCAUACAUUAGGUCGCCUGCUUAUCCCAGCCAGUCUGGGGCUGGCGGACGUCCCAUGUUUUCUUCCCAGCACCCCAACUAUGGCAACGCUCAGGCUCCCAUGAUGCACCAGCCUGACCAGUACGGGCAAGGCAGUUUUCCUGGCAUGAAUCAGAGUGGACUCAUGGGCUCCAGCUCUCCUUACAGCCAGCCCAUGAACAACAGUUCCAGCCUCAUGAACCCACAAGCCCCUCAGUACAGCAUGACUCCCAACAUGGUGAAUAGUUCAACAGCAUCUAUGGGUCUUGCAGAUAUGAUGUCACCUGGUGAGUCCAAAUUGCCCGUACCUCUCAAAGCAGACAGUAAAGAAGAAGGCGCUCCUCAGCCCGAGAGCAAGUCAAAGGAUAGCUACAGCUCUCAGGGUAUUUCUCAGCCCCCAACCCCAGGCAACCUGCCAGUCCCUUCCCCAAUGUCCCCAAGCUCUGCUAGCAUCUCCUCAUUUCAUGGAGAUGAAAGUGAUAGCAUUAGCAGCCCAGGCUGGCCAAAGACUCCAUCAAGCCCUAAAUCAAGUUCUUCUACAACCACUGGGGAGAAAAUCACAAGAGUCUACGAGCUGGGGAACGAGCCCGAGCGCAAGCUGUGGGUAGACAGAUACCUGACCUUCAUGGAGGAGAGGGGCUCGCCUGUGACCAGUCUGCCAGCCGUGGGCAAAAAGCCCCUGGACCUGUUCAGGCUCUAUGUCUGCGUCAAAGAGAUUGGAGGCUUGGCACAGGUUAAUAAAAACAAAAAGUGGCGCGAGCUGGCCACCAACCUGAAUGUGGGUACUUCUAGCAGUGCAGCCAGCUCCUUGAAAAAGCAGUAUAUUCAGUACCUAUUUGCCUUUGAGUGCAAGAUUGAAAGAGGGGAGGAGCCCCCUCCAGAAGUCUUCAGCACUGGAGAUACUAAGAAACAAGCUAAGAUUCAGCCGCCAUCUCCUGCUAAUUCAGGAUCCUUACAAGGUCCACAGACCCCCCAGUCAACUGGUAGUAACUCCAUGGCAGAAGUUCCAGGCGAUCUGAAGCCUCCCACACCAGCCUCUACCCCUCACGGACAGAUGACACCAAUGCCGGGCGGCAGGAACAGCGCAGUCAGCGUGCAUGACCCCUUCUCGGAUGUGAGUGAUUCCUCAUUCACCAAACGGAACUCUAUGACACCAAAUGCACCAUACCAGCAGGGCAUGAACAUUCCAGACAUGAUGGGAAGGAUGCCCUAUGAACCUAACAAGGACCCUUUUGGUGGAAUGAGAAAAGUGUCUGGAAGCAACGAACCCUUCAUGACCCCAGGACAAAUACCUAAUAGUGGGAUGCAAGAUAUGUAUAACCAAGCCCCAACUGGAGCAAUGUCUAACAUGGGCAUGAGCCAGCGGCAACAGUUUCCCUAUGGAGCCAGUUAUGACAGAAGGCAUGAGCCUUAUGGACAGCAGUAUCCUGGACAAGGGCCUCCCUCAGGACAGCCACCCUAUGGAGGACACCAGCCUGGAAUAUAUCCACAGCAACCGAACUACAAACGUCACAUGGAUGGCAUGUACGGGCCCCCAGCAAAACGCCACGAGGGAGACAUGUACAACGUUCAGUAUGGCAGCCAGCAGCAAGAAAUGUAUAACCAGUACGGCACUACUUACUCCGGCCCAGACAGGAGGCCCAUCCAGGGACAGUAUCCCUACCCUUACAACCGAGAGCGCAUGCAGGGCCCGGGGCAAAUGCAACAACACGGCCUCCCUCCGCAAAUGAUCGGCGGCCCCAUGCCGUCGUCGUCGAGCGAGGGUCCUCAGCAGAACAUGUGGCCGACGCGCAACGAUAUGCCUUAUCCGUACCAGAACAGGCAAGGUCCCGGAGGCCCCGGGCAGGCUCCCCCGUAUCCAGGAAUGAACCGCUCCGACGAAAUGAUGGUCCCUGAUCAGAGGAUAAACCACGAGAGCCAGUGGCCUUCUCACGUCAACCAACGGCAGCCUUACAUGUCCUCUUCAGCCUCCAUGCAGCCCAUCACGCGCCCUCCCCAGUCAUCCUACCAGACGCCACCAUCGAUGCCAAACCACAUCUCCAGGGCCCCGAGCCCAGCAUCGUUCCAGCGCUCCCUAGAGAACCGCAUGUCUCCGAGCAAAUCUCCCUUCCUGCCCUCCAUGAAGAUGCAGAAGGUGAUCCCCAGCGUCCCGGCAUCCCAGGUCACGGGGCCGCCCCCCCAGCCACCCCCCAUCCGAAGAGAGAUCACUUUCCCGCCAGGCUCUGUAGAAGCAUCCCAACCCGUCUUGAAACAAAGACGAAAGAUUACCUCAAAAGAUAUCGUAACUCCUGAGGCAUGGCGUGUGAUGAUGUCCCUUAAAUCGGGCCUCUUGGCUGAAAGUACCUGGGCUUUGGACACGAUUAAUAUCCUCCUCUAUGAUGACAGCACUGUGGCUACUUUCAAUCUCUCUCAGUUAUCUGGAUUUCUUGAGCUUUUAGUAGAGUACUUUAGAAAAUGCCUGAUUGACAUUUUUGGAAUUCUAAUGGAAUAUGAAGUGGGGGAUCCCAGUCAAAAAGCACUUGAUCACAACACAAAUAAGAAAGAGGACAGCCAGUCUUUGGCAGAUGACUCUGGGAAAGAAGAAGAAGACGAAGCUGAAUGUAUCGAUUAUUAUGACGAGGAAGAUGAGGAGGAGGAAGAGGAGGAAGAAGAGGAAAAGACAGGUGGCGCAGAAGACAAGAGCACGGCUUUCGCUUCUCCCGAUGCCAGCGUCGAUCCGAAAGAGAGGCCGAAGCAGGCCAGUAAAUUUGACAAACUGCCAAUAAAGAUAGUAAAGAAGAAUAAUCUGUUUGUGGUCGACCGAUCUGACAAACUAGGCCGUGUUCAGGAAUUCAACAGCGGGCUUCUCCACUGGCAGCUGGGGGGAGGUGACACCACGGAGCAUAUCCAGACUCAUUUUGAGAGCAAGAUGGAAAUUCCUCCCCGUCGGCGGGCACCUCCUGCCCUCAGCUCCCUGGGCAAAAAGAAAGACUCAGAAGGAAGAAGCGACUUCGAGGAGCCCCCGGAGAAAAGCAUCAUAGCGACCAUCGACGACGUCUUGUCCGCUUGGCCGGGAGCGCUGCCCGAAGACGCGAACCCUAGCACCCAGCCCGAAAGCAGUAAGUUUCCCUUUGGCAUCCACGAAGCCAAAAGCCACCGGAAUAUUAAACUGCUGGAGGACGAGCCAAGGAGCCGAGACGAGACUCCACUAUGCACCAUCGCCCACUGGCAGGACUCUUUGGCCAAGCGCUGCAUCUGUGUGUCAAAUAUCGUCCGUAGCUUGUCUUUUGUGCCUGGCAAUGACGCCGAAAUGUCCAAACAUCCAGGCCUGGUGCUGAUCCUGGGGAAGCUGAUUCUUCUUCACCACGAACAUCCCGAGAGAAAACGGGCCCCUCAGACGUACGAGAAAGAAGACGAAGAGGACAAGGGGGUGACCUGCAGCAAGGAUGAGUGGUGGUGGGACUGUCUCGAGGUCUUAAGGGAUAAUACAUUGGUCACAUUAGCCAACAUUUCUGGGCAGCUAGACUUGUCUGCUUACACAGAAAGCAUCUGCUUGCCAAUUUUGGAUGGCUUGCUACACUGGAUGGUGUGCCCAUCCGCCGAGGCGCAGGAUCCCUUUCCCACAGUGGGACCCAACUCAGUGCUGUCGCCUCAAAGACUCGUCCUGGAGACCCUGUGUAAGCUCAGCAUCCAGGACAACAACGUGGACCUUAUCUUGGCCACCCCUCCUUUUAGCCGUCAGGAGAAACUCUACGCUACUUUAGUUAGGUACGUGGGAGACCGCAAAAACCCGGUCUGCCGAGAAAUGUCCAUGGCGCUCUUAUCGAACCUUGCCCAAGGCGACGCGUUAGCCGCCAGGGCGAUAGCUGUGCAGAAAGGAAGCAUCGGAAACUUGAUAAGCUUCCUAGAGGAUGGGGUCACGAUGGCCCAGUACCAGCAGAGCCAGCAUAACCUUAUGCACAUGCAACCUCCACCUCUGGAACCACCUAGCGUAGACAUGAUGUGCAGGGCGGCCAAGGCCUUGCUGGCCAUGGCCAGAGUAGAUGAGAACCGCUCAGAGUUCCUUUUGCACGAGGGCCGUUUGCUGGAUAUCUCAAUAUCAGCUGUCCUGAACUCUCUGGUUGCCUCUGUCAUCUGUGAUGUACUCUUUCAGAUUGGGCAGUUAUGACAUACGUGAGAAGCCAAGCAUGUGUGGGUGAAGAUUAGAGGGUCCCCUAUAACUGGCUAUUUUCUGUUCUUGUUCAUCCAGCGUAGAAAGAAGGAAAAGAAAAUCUUUGCUCCUCUGCCCCAUUCACUAUUUACCAAUUGGGAAUUAAAGAAAUUAAUUUGAACAGUUACAAAAUUAAUAUUUGCUGUCUGUGUAUAAGUACAUCCUUUUAUUUUUUUUUUAACCAAAGUUGCUGUCUAGUCCGUUCAAAAGGUCACUUUUUGUUUUCAUAGAUUUCAGUGUUCUUUUCCAUGUUUGUACUGCAUAUUUUUUUGGGGAAGCAAAUUAGUGACUUAAACAAAAAAGUUGUGGCAAAACAUUAUAUGACAGGAAAACGUCGCCAAUUUGAAACAAAAAGGUGAAAAGCAACAUACCAAGUUCCUGUGUGUCUUAUUUUUUUUUUCAGAAAAGAAAAAAAUACCUGUAUCCCAUCACCCAAACCUCUGUGCAAUAGACACUUCUAGUGAUGUAGGUAUAGGGAUCAAGGAGGUGUGUCAGUCAGUAGUCAAACUAUGAAAUGAUAUCGGUUUCUCCACAGGAGAAUGGUUACAUUAGGCUAGGGGCAAAAACAAUUGUUUGUUUGUUUUUUUAAAGUUAAGAUUGAAAACACAUACCUGAUGACGAUCAACGUAAAUUGCUUCCUCACCACUACUGUCAUGUCUGCUAUCUAUCUAUUGUUUGACCUUCCACAAUGACAGUUCUUCACAAUUCCUUUAAUCAUUUUUUAAAUAUUUUUUUUACUGCCUAAGGGCCGUGAUGUAUAUAGAAGUUGUACAUUGAACAUACCCUCAUUUUUUUUCUUUUUGUUUUCAUUUUCUUUUUUUUUUAGUACAAAGUUUUUAGUUUCUUUUUCAUGAUGUGGUAACUACAAAGUGAUGGUAGAUUUAAAUAAUUUUUUAUUUUUAUUUUAUAUGUUUUUUUUUUCAUUAGGGCCAUAUCUCCAAAAAAACAAAAAACACAAAAACACAAAAACACAAAAAACAAAAAAAAACCGAGGGUAAUGUACAAGUUUCUGUAUGUAUAAAGUCAUGCUCUAUUUCGGGAGAGCAGCCGAUCACAAUUUGCUUCAUGAAUCAAGGUGUGGAAAUGGUUGCGUAUGGAUUGAUUUAGAAAAUGGUUACCAGUACAGGAAAAAAAAAGAAAUAUACAGGAAAAAAAGGAAGAAACACAACUUCAAAGAUUUUUCAGUGAUGAAAAUCCGCAUUUGUAUUUCAAGAUAAUGUAGUUAAAAAAGAAAAAAGAAAAAAAAACUUGAUGUAAAUUCCUCCUUUUCCUCUGGCUUAAUGAAUAUCAUUUAUUCAGUAUAAAAUCUUUAUAUGUUCCACAUGUUAAGAAUAAAUGUACAUUAAAUCUUGUUAA
Monodelphis domestica (gray short-tailed opossum) is the source of this 8685-nucleotide messenger RNA. The record is from RefSeq and is a predicted model, not a curated record. Lineage: Eukaryota; Metazoa; Chordata; Mammalia; Didelphimorphia; Didelphidae.